GAGCACGCCCUCAGCGCCGCGCCUCGUCCCUUGCAUUUAAUGGAAGAGCCGAGCCGCGACGGCGGCGCUUCGCGGAGCCCGGUUCCCCCGGCGAGCCAAGCCGAGCGCGCCCGCAUGGCCUCCAGCCUGGCGGAGGACCUGGUGUGCCCCGUCUGCCUGGCCAUCUUCCGCGAGCCCCACUUGCUGGGCUGCGGCCACAACUUCUGCCUCUCCUGCUUGCAGGGCUGCGUGCCCAAGGGCCAGGGCGCGGGGACGUGUCCGGAGUGCCGCCUCCCCUUCCAGCUGCGGGAGCUGAAGCCCAACCGCGCUCUGGCCAGUCUCUCCAGCAAGGCCCGCAGGCUCAGGCUGGACGAGGGGCCGGCCGUGCACUUCUGCGAGGAGCACGACGAGCCGCUGAAGCUCUUCUGCUGCCAGGAGAGCGCCCCCAUCUGCGUGAUCUGCCGGGACCUGCCCCAGCAUCGCGGGCAUGAUUUCCUGCCGACCCAAAAUGCGGUGAAAUACGCGCAGAAAAAAUUGAAACCAUAUCUGAAUGUUCUGGAGAAACAUCUAAAUCUUUUAGUUGAGGCUGAAGAUUAUCAGAAGGAUGAAAUCAAUGCACUCGAGUGGUCUACUGAAGAAAAACAGAGACAGAUUUCCAGAGAAUUUAAGGUUCUCCACCAGAUAUUGCAUGAAAAGGAACAGAAAAUCAAGAUGAUCGUGCAGAACAUGAAGAAGAAGAAUCUGAAGGAAAUGGAGAUCGCCUUAACUGUUUUCCAAGAGGAAGUGCUUUCAAAUAAACACAUCAUUGACAAGAUCAAAGCAGCAUCAGAAACUACAGACCAAGUGGCAUUUCUCAAGGACUUCAAGAACCUGAUGGAAAAUGUCAAGGAGUGUCAUCCAGAGGAGGUUGAAGAUGAUGGCACCAGUGGAGAUGACGAGGAAGGGCCAGAGGAAGAUGGGAGUCAUGAAGAGCAAAGGGAUAUGCCUGCCAAAGAAGAUGCUGGAAAUAAUGAAGAAUUGCUUGAAUUAUCUUCUUCUUCUUCUUCGGGGGAGGAGGAGGAGGAGGAGGAGGAGGAGGAGGAGGAUAGUAAUAGUGGUGCUAAGAACAGAGUGGUAUUUUUGGAUGUGGCUCUGGAAAAAUUCAUGACCUCCUUGGACUUUAAGAAUUGGAAGAAAAUGUUGGAGGAUAUUAAACCCACCAUUCACCCCACUGUCCUAGGGAGUCACAGGCGCUGAGCCUCACCCCAUUCUGCAGCAAAUAAGCAGCCCCAGUGCAGUUAGCUGGCCAACUUGAAGUGACGCCCUCUAGUGCUGACACUGGUUCCCCAUCUCCCUCGUAACAGUUCUGCCAGGACCAUUUUCUUUGCAAGGCACGGAGGGCAUUGCAUACCUGGAAGCUGUUUUUCUGCUUGUCCCCUGGAGCCAGCACCACCCACAGAAUGCAAUUCAUUCUGUGCAUCCCGAGUCUCUGGGUACUGGCCUGAAGGCACUGUGUUCUCUUAGCUGCAGUUUUUGACCACAAAUAAAGAUUGUAUAAGCCAGCA
Molecule: messenger RNA, 1523 nt
Organism: Varanus komodoensis (Komodo dragon)
Lineage: Eukaryota; Metazoa; Chordata; Lepidosauria; Squamata; Varanidae
Product: tripartite motif-containing protein 26-like
Exons: 5
Coding region: 40-1215 (391 amino acids)
Molecular function (GO): zinc ion binding
Source: RefSeq, a predicted model, not a curated record